Molecule: messenger RNA, 1362 nt
Organism: Podospora anserina S mat+
Lineage: Eukaryota; Fungi; Ascomycota; Sordariomycetes; Sordariales; Podosporaceae
Exons: 3
Coding region: 1-1362 (453 amino acids)
Biological process (GO): cell surface receptor signaling pathway; adenylate cyclase-activating G protein-coupled receptor signaling pathway
Cellular component (GO): plasma membrane
Molecular function (GO): G protein-coupled receptor activity
Source: RefSeq, a predicted model, not a curated record
AUGGCCGAAACAACCAAUCCCCGGGCCGAGCUCCCGGUCGAUGUGUUCAGCAUCAUUGAGCGCACCUGCUCCGUCUUUUCCCUCCUCGGCUCAGUCCUUGUGAUUGGCACCUUUUGCGCCUCCAAAGCGUUCCAUAAACCCAUCAACCGUCUAGUAUUCUAUGCCUCGUUUGGCAAUCUCAUGACCAAUGCUGCCACGUUGAUGGCUCGGUCCUUCAUCGCGAAUCCAAGAUCGGCUGGCUGCCAAUUCCAGGGAUUUCUUAUUCAAAUGUUCAUGCCCGCUGAUACAUUUUGGACAUUGGCCAUGGCGGUCAAUGUGUAUUUGACCUUUUAUUUCAAGUUUGAUGGAGCUCGGUUACGAAAGAUGGAAAUCCCCUAUCUUCUUUGCUGCUAUGGGAUUCCCUUCAUCGUCGCCCUCACCUUCAUCUUCAUUGAGACCCCGGAAAAAGGCAAGAUGUAUGGGAACGCAACGCUGUGGUGCUGGGUGAGCCCUAGGUGGGACAUCUUCCGCAUUGCGACGUUCUACGGACCGAUCUGGAUUGUUAUUCUCAUCACCUUUUUCAUUUACAUCCGCGCCGGCCGCGAAAUCUACAAGAAACACAAGCAACUCCGUAACUUUAGCACCAGUCACCACGACCACGAACCGAUCACAGAGGACCCCUUCAGCUCGGUCAAGACCACCGAGGUUUCGGUUACCUCUGAAGUCAUUGACAAAAGUCUUGCAACCUUGGGCAUCGUACAAAGCGGAAACGAACAACCGAAAGCACCGAAUGCUGCCUACUCAGUUCACAUAUCAUCUAACAAGCGAGCUCCCGAGCGGGACUCUUACGGCGAUAUACCGCCGACCACACAAACUAACAUCACAAUCGAUCCUCCGACACGCAACGCCACCGCUGGGGCUAACCCACUCCGCCGUCGAGCUGCCUAUGAAGCCAACAAUGCGACCUGGUCCUACACAAAGUGCUCCAUCCUAUUUUUCACCGCCAUGCUUGUUACAUGGAUUCCUUCUAGCGCCAACCGCGUGUAUUCUGUCGUCCAUAGGGAGCAAGCGUCGCUUCCACUUGAAUACAUGUCCGCCUUUGUGCUUCCUCUCCAAGGUUUUUGGAACGCCAUCAUCUACGUCGUCACAUCGUGGAGAGCGUGUCAACUGCUGUGGGAGGAUACCAAGGCCUGGUUUGGACACAAGGAUCAGCAUUCCCACGGCGAUGGUUCCUUCCAGAUGAUGAGCAGCGGACGGAACGCAUUCAAGAACAGCGACAAGACGUACGAGACAGAAAGCAUGACGGAGUUGGCGGGGUCGGCAUCACACGCCGAGGAUCGGUCUCCCAUUGAGCCACCUUCAAAUACGCUGGGUCGAGAUUGA